Mercenaria mercenaria is the source of this 12263-nucleotide messenger RNA. RefSeq names its product proton-coupled zinc antiporter SLC30A2-like. Bases 28 to 1926 code for a protein of 632 amino acids. NCBI's taxonomy places the organism in Eukaryota, Metazoa, Mollusca, Bivalvia, Venerida, Veneridae. Gene Ontology annotation, cellular component: plasma membrane. Gene Ontology annotation, biological process: response to zinc ion; zinc ion transmembrane transport. Gene Ontology annotation, molecular function: zinc ion transmembrane transporter activity. The transcript is spliced from 8 exons. The record is from RefSeq and is a predicted model, not a curated record.
CUAUCACGUGACAAUCAAAAUGACAAAAUGGCAGAUGGUCGUGGCAAACAAUCAAGAUCAGCUGUCAAUAACUGCUCAGCAGAUCUGAUUGGACAAGACGACUUUGUCGUAAACGAUAUUUCACAGCAAACAUUCAUUCAACAGAAAAAUAAUACAGAUACUUUAACAUCCGAGUGGCGCGAUUUAGAAAAUGAAAAUAAUUCUGAAUUGCAUGGGAAUUUUGAUGUGGGUGGGGUAAGUUGCGACAAGGAAGAUAAAGGGUGUCUUGAACUUGAUAGCAAUAAAAGCGAUUCAUCUAGAUUCCUGCCUCGUCUAGUGUUUUUGGAUUCUGAUGAAAAUAUACCUGGAAAAACUGACAAUUCAGUAUUGAGUGAUAGUUACAUGAACAAGACAAUUUAUCGGGGAGAAAGAUCAGCAAGUGACACCGCUGUAUUGAAGAAAGAUGGAUUAUCAUUUAGAAACAAUCAUUUGUCGGAAGAUAAUAAACUGAAGAAUCAUUUAUCGGAUGAUAAUAAAUUGAAAUAUUUAAUAGAUGAGAACACAGAUCCCCUUUUACAAAGUCAAAACUCUUAUAUAUCACAACGGUCUUCAGACUCUGAUUUGAUCGCAGACCAUACUAUGCCGACUGAACAUGAACUUGCUCAAGUUGGAGAGGAGGACUUUGAGCAGUUUUUAAUGGAGCAUACAGAGGGAGACCCGAAUUUAGAAGACUGGCAUUGCCAUUCCACAACUGCAAAGAUUCCACAGGAUAAAGUGGCAAGGAAUCAAUUAAUUGCUGUUUCCGUUUUGUGUUUUCUGUUCAUGGUUGGAGAGGCCAUUGGUGGAGCAUUAUCGAACAGUCUAGCAUUAUUCACAGAUGUUCUUCAUCUAGGUAGUGAUCUGAUCAGUUUUCUCAUGAGUCUUUUGUCCAUGUAUCUUGCUAAAAAACAUGCAACUCGCAACAUGUCAUUUGGAUACCAUAGAGCAGAGGUGCUAGGAGCUUUAUUCAGUGUGUUCAUCAUUUGGUCAGUGACCGGAGUUCUGGUGUACGUGGCAAUAGAAAGAAUUGUAAAGGAACAUUAUAAAGACGUGAAGCCUGAUGAAAUGUUAAUAACAGCAGUAUUAGGUGUAGUUUUCAAUAUUAUAAUGGGCAUUGUGUUACAUUCAGAGUUAUGUUGUGGAAAGUCUGGUUCCCGACCCAGUUUUGGUCAUGGGCAUAGCCACGGACAUGGGCAUAGCCACGGGAACGGGCAUUCUCAUGACUCUCAUUCUAGUCAUACAAGUGACAAUGGCUAUCAGAGGGCACAAAGCCACAGACAUUCCAAUACUGAUGGAGGGAGAAGAGGGGACUAUGAACCGUUACUUCCAGAUGAAGAAAAUCUACAAAUGGGAGGAGAAGAAGAUCUAAGAAAUCCAAGUUUAACUGAGUCAGAAAAGACUGAAAAACCUCAUCCGAAAAAUAUCAAUGUUAGGGCAGCUUUUAUACAUGUGAUAGGUGAUAUUAUACAGAGUAUGGGAGUUUUGUUGGCCUCGAUCAUAAUCAAGUUAAAGCCAGAAGAAAAAUACCGCUUAGCAGAUCCUAUAUGUACAUUCCUGUUCUCUAUACUUGUUCUAUUUACGACUGUAACUGUAUUGAGGGACACUCUCAGAAUUAUUAUGGAAGGGGUACCUCGUGACACAAAUUACUUCUCAAUAAAACAGAGUUUACAGAAGAUUAUGGGUGUUAAAGCUGUACAUGGUCUCACUGUGUGGUGUCUAACAUUAGAGAAAAAUGCUCUUGCUGUUCAUUUAGCUAUAGACAAGACAGUGACUCAUCAGAAAGUGCUGUAUGAAGCAUCCCAGGUGCUAAAAGAUCGAUACAACCUUGUUCAUACAACUAUACAAAUUGAGGACUAUAAACCGGACAUUAUGACUAGAUGUUAUUCCUGCCAGGAACUCAAGAAAUAGCAUCCGCCUGCUUAGCUAAAUAGGGAGAGGGCUGAAGUCAUGAGUUCGAUCCUUGGGUGGGCGAUAUGUUCUCCAUGAUGACUUGAUAAAAGACAUUGUGUCUGAAAUCAUUCGUCCUCCGCCUCUGAUUCAUGUAGGAAAGUUGGCAGUUACUUGCUAAGAACAGGUUUGUACUGGUACAGAAUCCAGGAACACUGGUUAGGGUGACUGCCCGCUGUUUUAUAACUGAAAUACUGUAGAAAAAAUGACAUUAAACCCAUAACAAACAAACAAACAAACAAGAAAUAGUUUCCAUGACAGUAUACUACACGAAUGCCUGUUAAGGCAGAUCAGCCCCAGAUUUACAUCAACUUUAUUGAAAUUGAGAAAUUAGUUUCUUAAUUAUGUUAGUAAUUGUAAAAAGAUAUUGAGCAUUGUUUGUUUCCUUGAGUUUAAGAAGACAGUGUUUUAACAAGUAAAAGUAUUUAUUUUUAUAAAAAUUCUGUUGUAUUCAAAUAAGCACAUGUUGUAAAGCUCUUUGCCCUGUUAUAGUAUAAAUUAGUCGGAUUUUAUAACAGUUGCUUACACACAAUGUAGCAGCUCGAACAGAACUUAUUUAUGAUUUUUCAUAAUGUGAGAUUUAUGUCUUUUGUGAUAUUUUGACACAAAUCUUGAGACAAGUGUCUUUUAAAAGGUUUGUUUUAUAGUCUCUUUGUAAGAGAUGCAGAUGCUUUGUAUCCGUCUUGCCAAAAAACAGUGUUUCAGUGGUCGAUACCAGCCUUACUUCCAGCAUUGAUUGUUGUUUUCCAUUCCAUAUCGGUAAACAUUUUGUUUACACUGAGAAAUCGUUUUCAGUUCAAACUCGAUAUCUCAAACUCGCUGGUCACAAAAUGCUUGCUAUCUCGAAGACAUUUUCCAGUUCCGCUCCAAAAACAGGUGCACAAAAUACCAUAUUUUAAGUCGAAUUAUGUCUCCCCCAUAUAUGGGAAACAUACUGUUUUUGCCUUCCUUCUGUCUGUCUGUCCGCAGAAAGCUUGUCCGGCUUUCACAGGUCAAACUGCUGGCAAGAUUUCAACGAAACUUCACAGGAGUGAUAAGUACCAAGCCUAGUUGAGCAUUUUGCCGGCACAUUCCACUUCGUUCACAAAAUGGCCACCAGAGCUAAAAAUAGAAAAAUUUUGUCCAGCUUUCACAGGUCAAACUGCUGGCUGGAUUUCGACGAAACUUCACAGGAGUGAUCAGUACCAAGCCUAGUUGUGCAUAUCGCCGACACAUUCCCCUUCGCUGCACAAAAUGGCCACCAGAGCUAAAGGUAUACAUAGGGAGAGACAUACGUUUUUGUGAAAAAAACACCUUCUGGUUUUGGUUAUCUUGAAGUAAAAUGUUAGAUCUCUUGGAAUUCGAGAUAUCGAGAUUCAGGGGUAAUUGUAUGGGUGUAAAGUUUCAUGGUUUUGUCCAGACUUCGUAUUUCAUAGCUAUAUAUGGAUUUCCUCUUAUCACAUUAAAAGAAUGGGAGCUUUUUCAUUAUAAUUUGAUUUCACCGAUUGAUGAAACAACGAAAGAUACAAAAAUUAGUACCACAUGAAUAUUAGUGAUUUCAUGGUAUGCUUUGUUGUAACUAUUAUGAUGUCAGCUUUUCUUGUUUAUUGUAUUGUUGCAAAGUUGUGCAUUUAACAAAAUAAAUGCAAAACUACUGUGGAAAACUGUGUUUCUUGUAGCUUACAGAUUCAUGGUUAUAUUCUUUUGUAUGCUUUGUUGAAUACUCGGAGAAUAUUCGUAUGCCUCCUUCAUCCCACUGUGAAUGCUUUUUAAGGAUAGGUAUAUUUUUUCAUAUAAGAAGAUAAUGUAUUUGUGUAAAUUCAGUUAAAACUAAAAUUGAAAACUCAGUUUUUCUCAGACAAUGCUUUUAAUGUAAAAUGUGCAAGAAUUUAAGGGAAGAAUCAUGGUUGCUGUAAAAUCAUUAAAUAUUGUGGGCAUAAAGUGUCAUUUGAGAGGGCUAGUCUGUGGGGAUAUGACAUUGUUUAUGUUUACUUUUGAAGAUAAAAAGAAUGGAAAUUAUCAUUGGAAUUUCAUUUGAUGUAUUGACGCUAUCACAAAAUCCACAAAACCUAGUCCCAGAUGAAUAUUGAGGAUUUUAUAGUACUGUAAAAGUUUUCGCAAGGUUUUUAUAUUAGUGAAAUUUUUCAAAUGAAACUUCUCGUGAAUUCAUCUGUCUCACUAAAUUUUCUGUCUUAAUAUUAUUAAGUAUCAGAUAUAUAUAUAACUACUGGAAAUUUCCGAUUUCGAUAAGGCAACCUCACGAAUUAAAAAACCUGCGAAAAAAUCGGAAAUCUGAAAAUCAUGAGAAGACACCCCAUGAAAUAUAAGACUUUUACAGAAUGUUAGUUUCAUCUGAUUAUGAACACAUUAGGCUGUUUAAAUUGUGUAGAAGCCAAAAGCCACAUUGCAAACUGGAAUAGCGUAUUAUGUUGUAAUGAAGCUUCAGAACACUCUUCCAAGAAUAACUUUGGGGGAAAUUCAUGUUUUCAUAUGACAUGAUUUCUGGUAUGCACCAACUGUAUAUAUAUAUAUGAGAAAACCAACAUAGUGGCUUUGCGGCCAGCAUGGAUCCAGACCAGCCUGCGCAUCUGCACAGUCUGGGCAGGAUCCAUGCUUUUCGCUUCCAAAGUCUAUUGCAAUUACAGAAACCGUUAGCGAACAGCAUGGAUCCUGAACAGACUGCGCGGAUGCACAGGAUGGUCUGGAUUCAUGCUGGUCGCAAAGCUGCUAUGUUGGUUUUCUCAUGGUGUGGCUCAUAUAUAUAUCUUCAUGUAUGGAAAGACUUAUGAACUGUAUUCUUUCUAACAAUUCAGCAAAAAAAAAAAUCAACAUUACAUUAUAAGGUCCUCUCUCAUUCUUGGCCCUCAGAUGAAACACUUUAUGACUGAAUCUACACAGAGCUUGGUCUGUAACAUCCUUGUUUGAACCUCCUCAAAUUUGUUUGAGUAGGUUUGCUUGACCAUUUUUAAGCCUGUUUGUGAAUGGCUAUGGAGCUAAAAUUAGUCCUAUUAUAUUGCUCAAAUAGAUAUUAAGUGUUUUACAAUGCUUUCACAUUUUAAUCAGUGCUGUCUGAGUUGAAGUUGAAAAUUAAUUUUUAGCUAAAGAUAUGUCCCAAACAAUAUUUUUCUCCACAUCAGAACAAUGUCUGAGAUGGGUUUUUUUUUGUUGGUUGUUAACACUUGCCUGUAUUUAAUUAGAUUAUUGACAGAUAUAAAAGAAACUGUCAAAAUAUUAGAUAUUUUUUUACAUGGACAUGUCAUUUCAAAUUCUGUUAUGGGAAGAUGAUGAGAUGUGGCUUACAUAUGUUAUACAUAAUGUGUGAUAGUUUUUAAGUUUAUUUGUUUUCACCAGUGUCAAAACCAUAUGGGCAGGCUUUGUAUACGUAUACUUAACAACAGCUGUGGUAUUGGCAGUUUCUACUUGCAUGUCUACAAUUUGUUGAAAGGUUGUAUAUUUUUAUUGAAAAAUUGGAAGUCAUGACUUAAUGACAUUUAUCAUGUUCGAAGUCACACAAGUGAAACAAAGCCAUUAUGUAAUUUUGGUUUUAUACUUAGUAUAGUGUAUCAACAUAUUGACAUUGACUUCGUUUUAAGGACAAGAAAAUGUUGUUUGAAUGACAAUAUCUAUUAUAGGUAAAGAAAGAAGGAAUUUUGUUGUGUCAGCAAAAAAAAGCUUACAUUGCAUCAGCAUUUUUUUUUUCAGUUUUUGGGGGAUGGGGCAGGGAAUAUCUCGUCAUAAUGACUAAAAUAGGGGGAAAAUUUCAUUGUUGUAGAAGCAGUAUUUUGCAUUAAUGUGUUCCCAAAAGGAAAAUGAUUUAAAAAUACAUUUCCCAUAAAAGGAAAAGGCAGUGCUGUUUUCAUGAUAAUUCCGUCUGCUAGGGUUUUAUUAACUUACUGACAGGCUUUCCUUGCGCUUUAAGGAAACAUUCAUCACAUUCCAUUAAGGAAACACUCGUCCCAUUAAAGAAACAUUCAUCCCAUUCAGAAAACAUUCAUCCCAUUUAAGAAACACUAAUCCAGCUAAAGAAACACUCGUCUCAUCUGGAAUAUGCUCAUUACAUUUAGGAACAUUCAUUCCAUUCCAUUUAGGAAACACUCAUCCCAUUCAGAAAACACUCAUCCAAUUAAGGAAACACUCAUCCCAUUUAGGAAACUCUUGUCCCAUUAAAGAAACACUGAUCCCUUUCAGGAUACACAUAUCCCAUUCUGGAAACAUUCAUAAUAUCUUGGACAGCAUUAUGAUUAUGUAGAAACCAAUUUUACCCAACUAUGAAAUUGAUUAGUGGAAAGAAAUGGUGCAGCAAUAGGGACCAGGGCUGGGAAGAGGGUGCUUACAAUGGGCACAACCCUGUGGGUUUUAGUUGUCAGAAAGAAUGACUUGACUGGAUGCAGUUUCUUAUGUGCAAUAGAAAUACAUGCAUUAAACUGCUGUUUUGUUGUUUUAGUUUAUUGAGUCUUUUAUUACUUGAAAAUGAAAGUUACAGAUGAUUAACUGUGAAUCAUUAGUAGCACAUACCAAGUUAAUAGUGAUAUGAGGGACCUGUGAGAAUGUGUGGUUAAGGUCAUUGACUUUCACCAAAGAGGGUUUGAAAUCUCACUUGUGGUGUAAAAUUCUGCUUGUGAGGAAGCCAUCAAGCUAGUUUGCAGAAGGUCAAUCAUUCUACCAGGUUCUUUCCUGAAAUAAUACAUGGAUGAACUUGUGGAGUCUUCCUCUACCAUCUUCAUCUGAAAAAGUCACCAUAUGACCUAAAUUGUAUGAAUGGAGAGGGGGGGGGGGGUUGGUUUAAUGAGGUCAAAACACCAGUUUCAUCAGGGCAGUGUUUACAUCAAAACACUUGUUUCAACUGGGCAGUGAUUACAUCAAAACACCAGUUUCCUCUAGGCAGUGUUUACAUCAAAACACCAGCAUCAACUGGGCAGUGUUUACAUUAAAACCAGUUUUCUCUGGGCAGUGUUUACAUCAAAACACCAGCAUCAACUGGGCAGUGUUUACAGCAAAACACCAGUUUCCAACACCAGUUUCAUCUGGACUGUGUUUACAUCAAACACCAGUUUCCUCUAGGCAGUGUUUACAUCAAAACACCAGUUUCAUCUGGGCAGUGUUUACAUUAAAACCAGUUUUCUCUGGGCAGUGUUUACAUCAAAACACCAGCAUCAACUGGGCAGUGUUUACAGCAAAACACCAGUUUCCAACACCAGUUUCAUCUGGACUGUGUUUACAUCAAACACCAGUUUCCUCUGGGCUGUGUUUACAUCAAAACACUAGUUUCCUCUUGGCAGUGUUUAUAUCAGAACACUAGUUUCAACUGGGCAGUGACUACAUCAAAACACCAGUUUCCUCUUGGCAGUGUUUAUAUCAGAACACUAGUUUCAACUGGGCAGUGACUACAUCAAAACACCAGUUUCCUCUUGGCAGUGUUUCUAUCAAAACACUAGUUUCAACCGGACAGUGACUACAUCAAAACACCAGUUUCCUCUUGGCAGUGUUUAUAUCAAAACACUAGUUUCAACUGGGCAGUGAUUACAUCAAUUCACCAGUUUCCUCUGGGCAGUGCUUACAUCAAAACACCACUUUCAACUGGGCAAUGCUUAUAUCAAAACACUGGUUUCCUCUGGGCAGUGUAUAUAUGUCAAAACUAGGCAUUAUGUAUGAAUCAAAACAAUAGGUUCCUCUGAAAAAUAUGUGUUCAAAACCAAUUAUUGCAUUAAUCACGUCAUCUUAAGCUUGGGAUCUAGCUGUACUUUAAUAUAUUUGAUUAUUUGUUGUGACAUAAUGCACACCCUUAGAAAUGACAUGUCGAAUGAUAGCAUACAACUGGAGUGUAUACAAGUCUUAUACUGUCUGGGUGUUGUCAUUUUUAAGCAUUUCUGUCCUUUACAUUCAUGCUUUGAAUCUCAAGGUAGUAAUACAAUACAGCAAUUUUAGAUUUUUCAUUUUCAAUUGUAAAUAUGCUGACUCAUUUAUAUGUAUAAAGUCUCUAAUAUUAAACCUGAAAUAGCAUUUUAUGUAUUUCUUAUGUUAUUUUAUAAGUUCACAUGUCUUCUUAUUGAAAACACCAAUCCCCAUAACUCUGAUUUGAAUUUUGAUAGAGUUAUGCCCCUUUUUAACUUAGAAUAUUUUGGUUUAAGUUUUUGAUAAAGUCAGAUAUCUUUGUUAUUAUCAAAGCUUUUGACUUGAAACUUAAAAUAGUUAUUUACUAUCAAAGUCUACACCAGGAGAAACAAUCUGCAUAACUCUGUUUUUAAACUUUGAAUUUUUUUAUUAAAGUUUUAUAAAAUUUUUACUAGCAGAGCUUUAAUUCAGAGUCAAGCACUGAGAAAAGUUGAGCAUGUGUCUUACAGACAGCUCUUGUUAAAACUAAGCUUACAAGUAUAACAAAAACUGCGCAUUCAGGAAUAUGAAUUUUUGGGAAUAGGUCCAGUUAGAAAAUAUAGCAGAAUUAAAUCCCUCGUGAAAAUGUUUGCUUUUACAGUACUUUGAGUAGAUUGUAUUUUUAGAUAAGUUGAAUUUAGGGAACAAAGAAGGAAAACUUUUAGUAAUGAUGUAUAUAUAUAUCAGAUAUAGUUGUAUAAUUUGUUACAUCCUGUCUCAUUACAUUUCUUAGUAACUGUAAGAAGGAUAUACUUACACCGGUGCCAUUUUAUUGUUUUGUGAUAAUUAUUCUCAAAUUUCAGUAAGUUGUUAUUAAGUUCCUUAUAUUGUGAAACCAUUUAAAUUCCUGGCAACAAAAUUUUGUGGUAUUGGCCAAAAUUUGCAUUUCGUGGGCAUAUGUGAGGUAAAAUGUAUAGGAAUUUUAUUUGUUUAUAGGGAUUAAAUUUCAUGAAUCGAAACUAUCACAAAAUCCAUGAAAAUUGGUCCCCCAUGAAUAUUUGAGCCGUGUCAUGAGAAAAUUAACAUAGUGGCUUUGCGACCAGCAUGGAUCCAGACCAGCCCGCGCAUCCGCGCAGUCUGGUCAGGGUCCAUGCUGUUUGCUUUCAAAAGCUAUUGCAAUUGGAGAAACUGUUAGCGAGCAGCAUGGAUCCUGACCAGACUGUGCGGAUGCUCAGGCUGGUCUGGAUCCAUGCUGGUCACAAAGCCACAAUGUUGAUUUUCUCAUGGCGCGGCUCAUUUAUGUUUUCACUGUAUUACUGAACUUCUGAAUGUUAUACAUUUGUAUGUGUUUGUUGUUGUUUUUUUGUAGCAGACGGCACAAUUAUCUUUGUAAUUCUAAAUGCUCUGCAGUUAAAAAAUGAAUAAAUAUGUUUGUUUCAAAAUAUGUUCUUAAAAAUUCCCAUACCUGAUUUUUUAUGUAGAAAGAUAUGGGAAAAAUGAUGUUUUUCUGUCUUUUAAUAUUUCAGGCUGAUAGUAUGUGUUCAGUGCAUUGUUGAAAAAUUUACCGCCACACAAAUGAUUCCUUUAGCGUGAUCUUUAAAUUUUUAAAAAUGAAACCAAAUAAAAAAAAUCUUGUGACAGUAUUUGUGAAUCAGACUGUAGUUUCUUGAUGCCCUAUAAAACAUCGAAAUUUUAUCAACAGAAGUGCAGCAUUACAUCUGUCAUAUUUAAUCUGCCUAAAAUGUUACAUACAUAUAUCACAGAAAAGGGAAGUAGCUGCAUAUAUGUAAAUAUUGCAUAUCACAAAAAACGGGAAGUUACUUUGUUAUUGUGAAGGAAAACAUCUAUGUAAAUAUUGUAUAUCACAGCUAAGGGGAAGCAGCUUUGUAAAUAGUAUGUAUCGCUGCAAAGGAGAAGCUUCAAAGCUACUUUGUCAUUAAUAUUUGUUGAGCCUGCUGGCGGUGAGCUUGACAUAGUUGUCACACUGGCGGUUCGGUGUAUGUGCAUGCGUGCGUGCAUCUGUCCAUCCGAGUUUGUCCGGGCUGUAACUUAUCCAUGGAUCAAGGGAUUCUUAAAUAACUCGGCACAUUUGUUUGCCUCAAUGACACGAUGUCGCGUGCAAGAACAGAUUGGUAGCUUAAAGGUCAAGGUCAUACUUCGAGGUCAAAGGUCAAAACUCGGUGCUGUUUUGCUUGUCUGUGCUGUAACUCAGCCAUGGAUUGAGAGAUUCUUAAAUACUUUGGCACAAAUGUUUACCUGGAUAAAAUGAUGUGUUAUAUGCAACAACCAGAUUGGUAGCUUAAAGGUCAAGGUCAUACUCUGGGCUGUAACUCAGCUAUGGAUUGAGGGUUUCUUAAAUAACUUGGCACAAUUGUUUGCCUCAAUGAGACAAUCUGUCAGGCAUAAGUAGUUGAAAGAUCAAGGUCACACCUAGGGGUCAAAGGUCAAAAGUUGAUGCAGUUUCUCUUGUUUGGGCUGUAACUUAGCCACGGAUGGAGAUGUUCUUAAAUAACUUAACAGAAAUGUUUGCCGCAAUUAGUUCUGUCGCCAUCAAAUAGUAUCAUAAUGUUAGUCCUUUUGACAGCUGGCGGGCUCGACAUGUUGCCUGUUGGCAUCUAGUUAUCACAAUAAUGAUAAAAACUAUGUAAAAAUACUAUUUAUUGCUGUAAAGGGAAGAACUAUAUAUUUAAUAUGUUUCACAGAAAAGGGAAGUAACUUGCAGGUUACUGCUUAUUACUUUGUUUAUUUGUUGUGAAAGAAAAUGAACAUAUUUUAUAUAAAAUCUGUCACUGUCAUACUAGAAUAAAUGUAUUUUUGAUAACAACCUUUAAACAUUUUUGUUGAAUUGCUCAUGAAAGUGGAGCACUACAUUUGCUCUUUCUUAAUAUUACUUUAUUCAAGCUGAAAGAUGUUUGCAUACAAAUUAAUUCAUAGGCAGUACUUCAUUAUUUUGCUGUAACUGUGAUUUAAUCCUACUGGACUGCAUUUUUGGUAUACUGCCGCACACUGAUAAAGGGGAAGUAACUGUGUAGAUACUUUAUUCAGUUAAACAAAUACUAUAUUCCAGUAAGCACCCUUUCUGUGCUGAAGUCAAGUACUGAAUAAUGAUGCACUAUGGUUGAUCCAUCUACAGAUAACAGUGGGGAGAAUGCCUUUACCUGUAGGCUGUAGCUAACUUCUUUUCAUAUGUUGUUUGGCCAAUCAAAUAUGUGGUUUAUGCGGUACUGGUAUGUGUGACCUUAAACUUAGAAACAAAGUUUUCUAGUCAACAUUUGGAGGAGAAUUAUGGGUGAAUGGUGGUGUGUGUGCUAACAAGUCAAAGCAGAAGGUUACAGCAUAGUUCUUGAUACUGAAAAUGGUUUCUAGUCAAAAGCUGAAGAGUGAUUCCAACCUACUGAUAGAAUUCAUUGAAAGAUUCAGUAGAAAGUCUCAAAUCAUUUUUAUGUAGUUUGGGCAAAAGCUUAUGCCAAGUUUGCCAAUCAACUGAAAUGAUUUGAUUUGGUGAUAUUAGGUCAUUAGUUGACAUUUAAUGAUUCAAGGGUCAAGGUCAAGGUCAUAGUCACCUUGAAAAGUUUUCUGACUGGUCAGACUUACUACAAUUGUUAACUUUGUUUACUAAUUGGUAUUUUAAUUAUGGUGUCAUUGGUUCCUAGGGUUACAGAUACAUUUGAUUAAUAGAUUUUUUUCAGCAUACAUUAUAGUUAUACUCCCAGCCAUUCCACUGGAUUUGAGCAGGAAGGUCUAAUACGAUAAUCAUUCCAGAUUCAAGGUUAUAAAAGUUGGAAGACCAGUCUCAGAAAACAGCAUUUCCAUGCUCAAAGCAACCAAUCAGAUGCUUGAUUUUUAGACUGGUUUCAAAACUCCAUAUUAUAACAUUGAGUCCUUGGAAGGAAUUUGAGACUAAAUAAAACGAAGUUGGAAGACCAGUCUCAGAAAGCAGCAUUUCCAUGGUCAAAGCAACCAGUCAGAUGCUCGAGUUUUUAGACUGGUUUCAAAACUCAGUUUUAUAACCUCUUACCCAUUUAAGAAAUUUGAGACUGAAUUUUUGAGUUGAGGAAAAUGUCAACUAAGUAACAAUAAAACUAGGUCAGCACUUGUAUUUUUAUCAAUGAUAUGAAGAUCAUAGUCAUAAAGUCAUUAUAUUCACACUAAGAGACUUAAUUUCUACACAACAUAUAUAAUGAAACUUUUAAAUGAAACAUAAGUAUGCUUUAUUUAGUUUGUUUUUGUUUAUUAAAUUUAGUUUGUCUCUUAGGAAAUGGAACUACAUUUAGAUUGGUUUUAUUUGGUGGAACAUUUAUGGAUGUGUUUUUCUAUUACAUUUAAACAUUAUAUUCACUAAUGCAUUGGACUGGCUAUAUUUUAUAUUUUCUGCAAUUUUGUUUGACAAAUAUUUGUUAUUGUUUUCUUUGUUUUAUGACAGAAAGUUUGAUACACUUCUGUCAAACCAUUGUCAGUUUAUCACAUUGAUUUUAACCAGAGUUAUGAAAUAAAAAGUUUAUCUACUG